Messenger RNA from Macadamia integrifolia, 2125 nucleotides. RefSeq names its product F-box protein At5g51370-like. Gene Ontology annotation, molecular function: protein binding. The transcript is spliced from 2 exons. The record is from RefSeq and is a predicted model, not a curated record. Bases 183 to 1604 code for a protein of 473 amino acids. Gene Ontology annotation, biological process: SCF-dependent proteasomal ubiquitin-dependent protein catabolic process. NCBI's taxonomy places the organism in Eukaryota, Viridiplantae, Streptophyta, Magnoliopsida, Proteales, Proteaceae. Gene Ontology annotation, cellular component: SCF ubiquitin ligase complex.
AGAGAAAACAAAACUCAAAACUUGGGUCCUUUGAAAAGAGAGAGAGAGGGACGCAAAAGAUCGAGAGAGAGAAGAGAGGCGAUGCAGGAGCGAAGUAGAAGAGGAAGGAGAGUAGCAGCGGCGGCGGAAGCAGAUCCUUCGAUUGUGGAAAUUCUUUUUAGCGGAAGAAAUCCUAACCCUAAAUGCCAUUUUCGCAGGAAUUAAAACCUAAGAAGCCAUUGAACAAACGUUCGAGCUGGCCAGAACUUUGGUUCAAAGACAAAGCUCUCAAGCAUGUGGUUUUCAAGAUGCAGUUGGAUUCUCUUACAAGAGCAAGACCACCGGAGUCGGAGAAGAAAGUAGCCCUAGAUUUCACCUCUCUUCUAUCCGAUGAGCUUCUUUUACGAAUCUUGUCUAACCUUCCGGUCUCCCAACGGAAAACUAAUUCUCUCGUUUGCAAGCGAUGGUUGUCCCUGCAAGGCCGCCUGGUUCACUCCGUUAAGUUGCUUGACUGGAAUUUCCUUUUAUCUGGUCGGCUUCUUUCACGUUUCCCCAACCUCACGGAUGUUGAUCUCGUUGCCGCCUGCAUUGACUCGCCAAGGAAUUCUGGAAUCUUAUUGACCCAUAAAUUAUUGUCGGUUCACCUUGAUGCUGAUUUCUCUCCUGGUGGGUUUGUCCCUGAGGAUAAUCUGCUGCCACCGGCUACGAUUGAUCGAGGGCUUCGAGUCCUUGCCCGGGGAUGCCCUAAUUUGCGGAAACUUGUUCUUAUUGCUGCCAACGAGGCUGGUUUGUCGAGCGUUGCCGAAGAAUGCCCGACAUUGCAGGAAUUGGAGCUGCACCAUUGUACGGAUCUCGCAUUGCAUGGAAUCUCCGCUUGUAAGAAUCUUCAGAUCCUGAAAUUGAUUGGGACUGUGGAUGGUUUCUAUAGUUCUCUGGUUUCGGAUAUUGGUUUGACGUUCUUGGCAAACGGUUGUAAGCGUCUUGUAAAGCUUGAGCUGAGCGGAUGUGAGGGGAGCUACGAUGGAAUCAAAGCUAUUGGCCAAUGCUGCCAGAUGCUCGAGGAGCUUAUGCUGUGCGACCACAGGAUGGAUGGUGGGUGGAUGGCAGCCUUGUCGUUCUGUGAAAAUUUGAAGACUUUGAAGCUUCAGUCGUGCAAGAGGAUUGAUCCGACACCAGGGCCUGUUGAACAUUUGGGGUCUUUGCCGGCUCUUCAACGGUUGCAGCUGCAGAGGUGCCAACUGCGAGAUCAGCAGAGUGUGAAGUCGUUGUUUUUGAUAUGUGACGCUGUGAGGGAGAUGGAUUUUCAGGACUGUUGGGGUUUGGAUAAUGAGAUGUUCAGCUUUGCAAGUCAUUGCAGGAGGGUAAAGUCUUUAUCUUUGGAAGGAUGCUCGUUGCUAACAACAGAUUGUCUAGAGUCAGUAAUUCUCUCUUGGAAGGAGCUUCAAAGUCUUAGAGUAGUCUCAUGUAAUAAUAUAAAGGACAGUGAAGUCACUCCUGCACUGUCAAGCUUGUUUUCAGUUCUGAAGGAGUUGAAAUGGAGACCAGAUUCCCGAUCUCUUCUUUCAUCAGGCCUUGCAGGAAGUGGAGUGGGAAAGAAAAAGGGUAGACUUUUCAAGAAAAUAUGAAUCCUGAACUUGCUAUCUGAUGUGGAGUAGCCUGAACUUCUGUUUAAUGUAUACUCAGCUGAAUCAAUCGCUGACAACCAACCAGGUUCAUGAAAAUAAAAUCAGCCACAAUUGAAGUCAUUGUAGCGAUGGCACACUGCAACAUGCUGAGAUCAUUCUGACACUACUUCAGAUGGUUAGUUAACAUGGUAGUUAACAGAAGAUGAUAACCAGCCAGAAGGAGCUAAUCAUUGUAGAAAUGCCAAUCCUACUUCACCUUUUCUUAAUGCAUGUUCAUUUGAGUUUCAAUUCUCAAGCUCAGAUUACUCCAUUGAUGUAUUUACCCUGGCUCUGUCUCUUCAUCUCAUACCAUUUUUAUUGUUAGCAAGGAUAGGUAUGCUAAUCCCUUUCCCUUCUAUUAUUUGAACCAAGUUACCAGAGGGGGUUUUCAUAGAUGGUAUCUUUGUAUAACACUAGUUCAUUUAUAGUAAGCUGUGUCUUUUUUUGAACAUCAUGAAUAUAGCCCUACAUUCUGAACUUAA